AUGUUGAAUAGCUCGUAUAAUAAUUCCACGAACAACGUAACCAUCGAUUUUUUCCAACUCAAUAUCACAUCAUUCCAGGCCCAGAUAUAUCCAAAUCUUGGCAAAACUAGCCUUCUAGGAUAUAAUGGAAUGUCUCCAGGGCCAACAUUUAGGAUACAACGCGGAGUUCAAAGUGUGAUACGUGUUGUAAAUCAUAAUGAUCAACCAGCUGUUCUGCACCUCCAUGGAUCAAACACUCGCGCAGUUUGGGAUGGUUGGGCCGAGGAUUUGAUUCAACCGGGCCAGUACAAAGACUACUACUUUCCAAACUCAAAUACUGCUAGAACUCUUUGGUACCAUGACCAUGCAAGUAUGAUUACGUCUGUCAACUUAUUCAGUGGUUUGGCGGGCUUUUACAUUAUCGAAGAUGCCGAGGUGGAGACCCAACUUGGCCUCCCUCAAGACCAAUAUGACAUUCCCCUAGCGCUCAAUUCAAAACAAUAUACUUCUGCUGGUAAUCUUACAUCAGUCGCUGGCGAGACUAGCAGCCUGUAUGGUGAUAUUAUCGAAGUGAACGGACAACCCUGGCCGUUCCUAUCGGUUGAGCCUAGAAAAUACCGAUUUCGAAUUUUAAACACAGCUCUCAGCCGGACCUUUGUCCUUAGCAUAUUGGAUAAUAGCAGCGGAAAAGUACUGCCACUUCAAGUCGUUGCAUCAGACUCUGGAUUCAUGAAUGCCACGGUAACAACCACCACGUUGACUGUUGCCAUGGCAGAGAGGUGGGAAGUUAUCAUUGACUUCUCAGGUUAUGAAGAUCGCAAUUUAACUCUCAUGAACGAACGAAAUGUUUUCGAUUCGAUUGACUUCCAAGAGACUGAUCUCGUGAUGCAAUUCAAUGUAGCAUCUGCGGUUUCUUCCAACAUUAACAACAACUCGCCCCCGUCAUCCUUAGUCUCAAGAGACUCUCCAUCACCUGGUACCUUUAUUCAUCGUACAUUCAACUUCGAUAAGCAAAAUGACGAGUGGGUGAUAAAUGGUGUACCGUUUACCGAUGUCAAGAACAGAGUUCUUGCAGCGCCUCAAAGAGGAGCCACGGAGAUAUGGGUACUGGAGAACCACAACUCUUAUUGGAGCCACCCGAUUCACAUCCACAUGGUAGAUUUCCAGAUCAUGUCUCGCUCAAACGGCCGUAACACAGUUGAGUCUUAUGAGAAAGCAGCCCUCAAGGAUGUCGCUGUGCUUGGCCCGAAAGAAACGGUUACGAUAGCAGUCACCUUUGCCCCGUUUGAGGGCCUGUACAUGUUCCACUGCCACAACGCCAUUCACGAAGAUCAUGCGAUGAUGGAUGCGUUUAACAUCACAGCCAUUCAAGGACUGGGCUACAACGAAUCGGACCUGAUUCUUGCUGACCCGUUGGAUGCCACAUGGCGCGCAAAGAGCUACACUGAUGCAGUUGCUCAAUCGGACUUGGACGAUGUUUUGGCAGCUUUUGUUGCGACUAUGGCAUACAACUACGUCUCAACGGAAGCAGUUCAAAAUUCUGGAAAUUGCAAGAUAAGGGAAUAA
This is a messenger RNA of Trichoderma virens Gv29-8, 1545 nucleotides long. RefSeq lists its product as uncharacterized. Bases 1 to 1545 code for a protein of 514 amino acids. The transcript has 6 exons. The record is from RefSeq and is a predicted model, not a curated record. Gene Ontology annotation, molecular function: oxidoreductase activity; copper ion binding. Lineage: Eukaryota; Fungi; Ascomycota; Sordariomycetes; Hypocreales; Hypocreaceae.